AAUAGGUCCUAAAAUAUCCUUUCCAAAAGACUUUCCCAGCAGUGUCCAGAAUUAUUCUGAAAAGCGUGAAACCCAGACUCUCUCCGGGAUGAACCUCAGCGCUGCAAGUCACCGUAUACCUCUAAGUGAUGGAAAUAGCAUGCCUAUCAUCGGUCUCGGCACCUAUUCAGAACCUAAACUGACUCCUAAGGGAACCUGUAAGAAUUCUGUGAAGAUUGCCAUUGACACAGGCUACCGUCACAUUGAUGGGGCCUACAUCUAUCAGAAUGAACAUGAAGUAGGGGAGGCCAUCAGGGAGAAGAUAGCAGAAGGAAAGGUGCGGAGGGAGGAUAUUUUCUACUGUGGAAAGCUGUGGGCUACCAGGCAUGACCCUGAGAUGGUCCGUCCAACCCUGGAGAAAACACUUAAUGUCCUCCAGCUAGAUUAUGUGGAUCUUUACAUCAUUGAAAUACCCAUGGCUUUCAAGCCUGGAGAUGAAUUCUAUCCUAAAGAUGAGAAUGGCAAAUGGUUAUAUCACAAGUCAAAUCUGUGUGCCACUUGGGAGGCUUUGGAAGCUUGCAAAGAUGCUGGCUUGGUGAAAUCCCUUGGAGUGUCCAAUUUUAACCGCAGGCAGUUGGAACUCAUCUUGAACAAACCAGGACUCAAACAUAAGCCAGUCAGCAACCAGGUUGAGUGCCAUCCAUAUUUUACUCAGCCCAAACUCCUGAAAUUUUGCCAAGAACAUGGCAUUGUCAUUACUGCAUAUAGCCCUUUGGGGACCUCAAGGAAUCCAACCUGGGUGAAUGUAUCAUCCCCACCUUUGUUAAAGGAUGAACUUCUAAACUCACUGGGGAAAAAGUACAAGAAGACAGCAGCUCAAGUUGUUUUGCGUUUCAACAUCCAGAGAGGAGUGGUUGUUAUUCCUAAAAGCUUUAACCCUGAAAGGAUCAAAGAAAAUUUUCAAAUCUUUGACUUUUCUCUCACCGAAGAAGAAAUGAAGGACAUUGAGGCCUUAAAUAAAAAUGUCCGCUUCGUGGAGAUGCUCAUGUGGUGUGAUCAUCCGGAAUACCCAUUUCAUGAGGAAUACUGACUUCAGAGUGCAUUUCCAUGGAUUUUUCCCUCCCAUCAUGCCAGAAUCUUGUAGGGGAUAGUUCCUUUAGAUGUAGAAAUGAAAAGGUUUUACUAUCUUUAAGUGAAGUGGUGAUGUGUACACUCUCAAGUUUUGUGCACAGUAAAUGCCUUUGGCUUAGGUAUGUAAAGAAAAAAAAUAUGUUUAAAUCUGUUGAAAUAAUUGUUUGGAAACUAUAAGCUAAUAUUUUAUUAGCUCAAGGUCUUCUGAGUUCCAGACAGAAAGACGUUAGACUUUAGAAGAGAGAGAUUUCAGAGGCAAUAUAUGAUAAUAAAUAACUCAUGAAUCUAAUUACUGCCAUUGGGAGCCUGAAUUCCUUACUUUAGCAGCUAACAGGGCAACAAAAAGGGUGGAAGGCUGGCACAAGUCAGUGCUGGAAGUGACCCUGAUGAUUUGGACUACUGACUGUAACACAGACACAACCAAGAUAAGAUCUACACAUGCAUUAUUAACAAGGAAGUGAUUUGCUACACCUUGUAUAAAAAGAAAGGGCUACAUGUAGAAAAGUCUUAAAUAGAGCUAAUUAAACACCACAGUGAUCACCAAAGACCUGACGAUUUGGUUGUUGUUUGUUUCCACCCAAGGGGGGUUAGUCUACCUUUCACCCAGUUUGAGGGAUGGAUAAUUGCUUGUUUCCUCUUGCAUGCUUUCAAGGGUCUGUGCAUGCACAUAACUAAUGAUCCAUACUUACACUGCCUAUCACUCUUGCUCUACUCAUCAUACAACCAUCAUUAAGUGAAUUGGCUUGAGACAACCUUCAUUACACAAAUAAAAUCCUGAAUCAUAAAAAUAA
Molecule: messenger RNA, 1901 nt
Organism: Hyaena hyaena (striped hyena)
Lineage: Eukaryota; Metazoa; Chordata; Mammalia; Carnivora; Hyaenidae
Gene: AKR1D1
Product: aldo-keto reductase family 1 member D1
Exons: 9
Coding region: 89-1069 (326 amino acids)
Biological process (GO): bile acid biosynthetic process
Cellular component (GO): cytosol
Molecular function (GO): aldose reductase (NADPH) activity; ketosteroid monooxygenase activity; Delta4-3-oxosteroid 5beta-reductase activity
Source: RefSeq, a predicted model, not a curated record